CCCGCCACAGAGUUUGCUCGCCAAUUCUCAACACCUACCAACCCAACUCAUUCGCAAUGGCACCCAAACCUGCUUCCACUGCUGGCAAAGCCCCAUCCACCGCCUCUAAGGCGCCUGUCGCAGAUAAGUCAGCGACUAAGACCGCGAAGAAGACCGCGCCGGGUGAUGGCGACAAGAAAAAGAAGAGGAGGGUCCGUAAGGAGACUUACUCGUCUUACAUCUACAAGGUCCUUAAGCAGGUCCACCCCGAUACUGGUAUCUCCAACAAGGCGAUGGCUAUUUUGAACUCAUUCGUCAACGAUAUCUUCGAGCGCAUUGCAGGCGAAGCUUCCAAGCUCGCAUCCUACUCCAAAAAGUCGACCAUCUCAUCACGAGAAAUCCAAACUUCCGUCCGCCUCAUCCUCCCUGGUGAACUCGCCAAGCACGCUAUUUCCGAGGGUACGAAGUCCGUAACGAAGUUCUCGAGCGCAAACCCUAAGUAAACGGUUUUGUGUACUGAUGUAUUACCACACUACAUGUAUUCAUAUUUAUAAUAUCGAUACUAUCGGCUUCUUGGAAGUUCUAGUGUGACUUGUCA
Molecule: messenger RNA, 577 nt
Organism: Fomitiporia mediterranea MF3/22
Lineage: Eukaryota; Fungi; Basidiomycota; Agaricomycetes; Hymenochaetales; Hymenochaetaceae
Product: histone H2B
Exons: 3
Coding region: 57-482 (141 amino acids)
Biological process (GO): nucleosome assembly
Cellular component (GO): nucleosome
Molecular function (GO): structural constituent of chromatin; DNA binding; protein heterodimerization activity
Source: RefSeq, a predicted model, not a curated record